Molecule: messenger RNA, 5353 nt
Organism: Xyrichtys novacula (pearly razorfish)
Lineage: Eukaryota; Metazoa; Chordata; Actinopteri; Labriformes; Labridae
Source: the annotation of a GenBank genome assembly
CUCUCCGGAAGCCCGCUCCUGUGUGACCUGACGGUGUUUCAGUGAAAUGGAUCCUCUGUAAUCUGAAAUUAGGAGUCAUGUUCGGAUUAAAGGCUCUGCAGAAAAACAAAACAGUCAGAUAUGGAGUCCCCAUGCUGGUAGGUCGAUCUUAUAUCAUAUCUUUAUUUUCAUUAUCACACAUUAACGCGGUUUUGAGACCAUUUAGCGAGUGAGUGAACAGUUUAGUGGAGGAUAGAUCCGCUUCAGGGUCAGUUUAGAGUUAAUGUUGAUGUUUUAGAUGUUUCUGUCGUAAAUUAUUCACUCAGGAUAUCUCAUAUUAGUAGAUUAGAUUUAGUCAGAGCCUGGUUUAUUUCGUAUUCAUUAAUACUCAGCUAAAAUUUGUGUGAAUUGUGUUUCAUGAAACAGAGCUGUAAGUUUAAAGGGAUGUUCCGACGUAAAAUUAAUUUAUUUGUAGUUUGUUGCCGACCGCUUGCUUCUCUAGUUAUACCAAUUUUAGUAACGACCGCAGGAUAGCAAUACACAUCGGUCUGAGGAGCCAUAAACAAACCUUAACAAAAACGCCGCUCUAUAGCCACAAAUAAUGCUCAGAACAGCACCUAACUUCAUCAACAGGACAUAUAGGACUACAGCGGGGUGACGCAGCUCAAGGAAGAACAUUUAUGAUCAUUUCUUUAUCAUUUCCCUGAGUAUAGUCUGAGUAGAGAGAAAGAAGCAGAUGUUUCUUUUCACUCAUUUUCCUCUGAUAUUAAACCUGUAAUGCUCUAAAAUCACACAAACUGACCACAUGUCCUCUGGAUGUUUUCAGCUGCUGGUAGUCGGAGGAUCCUUCGGUCUGCGAGAGUUCACACAAAUCCGCUAUGACGCUCAGAGGAUCAGGAAAAAGGUUCGUAGAGGAUAAAAACAUAUUUUAUAAGGGCUUCAACUGAACAGCCAUCUGUGCUAUAGCUCCACCCAGUGUUCAGACACAUCACUGCAUGUCAGAUUCCUGGUUUCUUGCAUGUAUAGGGUAUAAAAAUAGCACCAAUGCAGAGAUGUUCCUUCCUGUUUGAGUUCUGCCGGCGCCCUGCUGUGAUAUGUGCCCGAUUGAAGCGUAUUUAUAAUUUUUUAAAGGACUAUAGAUGAUUUAAUUUGUCCAUCCGUCACUGCAGACACGCAGCACUGUCAGCCUUGUCUAACCCAUUUAGAGCGCCUCAGUACAAGUGAGAACAGGCCGGAAUAAUUCAUUAAAUGACAGAUCCGAUUCAUUAAAGUGACGGAGGAGCGGCCCUUUAUUAGACGCUGUUAUGUUGUGAUGAGCUGGCUGAGGGAGGAAGUCGCUGGUUUGUGCUUUUUUACUGUCGUGUGUGACGCUGGGUGGGAGCCAGAUGGCAGGGGCGUCUUUCCUUAUUAUUGUCCGUCCGUGUGAGGCGGCGCUAGACUGUGGAGGAUGAAGUCGGAGAGGAGGCGAAGAGCCCCUGGCAGCCGGCCCACGCAGCUGCCCCCUGCACUGCUGGCUCUCCUCGGGGGGCUGCUCCCCUCUCAGACCCCGUGGAGUAAAGACUCGGCUCUGCUCUGCAUGUGUGCGCUCACUCGAACACUUCAGUAUUUUAACAUCAGGCUGAUGUUUCCUCCGUCAUCACAUUUUCACAGAAUCAAACUCAGAGUUAAACCGUAAAGAGAAACAAACUAAAGACAGGUGUUGUUUUUGGCUUCCUGUUUUAAUUUUAGUCUUUUAGUCAAACUGUCAUUUUAGUUUUAUCAGUUUUGGUCACGUUCAAACUCAUUUUUGUUUAGUCGAGUUGUAGUCGGCGAAAACUCUGAGCAUUUUAGUCGAGUCUUAGUCAGAAUAACCCACGACUAUUUUAGUCUAGUUUUAGUCAAUGACUUUAAUCUCUUUUUAGUCAUGUAAUUCUGUUUAACCCAGUUACGAUUAGGGUUGGGUAUCGCUUGAUUUUAAACAAUUCUGAUUUCGAUUCCUACCGAUUCUCUAUUCGCGAUUCUUUUAAAAGGCAGGAUAUUAAAAAAAAAAGUACAUGGUUAAAAUGAGUGUGCUAACCAGAGUUCUUCUUUUUGGAUGAAAUUUCUGAACUUCUCCAUGAAUUUUUAAAUCAUAUUAACUUUUUAAGAACUUUACUAUGAAUUUCUCACAUUUUCUACCAGUAUAUCAAUAUGAAGUCCAAGAGCUAAUGUUAGUUGGAUAUUUAAGUUGACCCACCGUGCACAGUACAAUUUGUUUACCGCUCCAAAGUUAGCAGAGGACAGAAGUAAUUUACUGUUUCACUUUUCUGAUCCUGACUGGUUAGAGGAAGACCGGUGUUGUGCCGUAGAAUGCACAUUAGCUUCUUAAAGCGGAAGAAAAUGAUCUCAUAUAAAGAAAAAAACACGAGUUUUGGAUCAUGACAACAUGUCAAAUGGAGCAGCAAACUUUCACUUUGUUUUUAUGUGUCUCUAAAAUGCUCAUAUAGAGAUGUACUUGGGUGUAUAAACACUACAGUAAGCUGUGAAGGUAAAGAACAUUAUAUCGGAUUGAGGAUGUGACGUCGCACAGCCGAGGAAACAGAAAACAACAACAACAACGCGAUUGAACAAUUUCAUCUCAUUUUAGUCAACGAAAAUGAACAUUUUAGCAGAGUUUUUAUUUCGUGAACCAAAUUAAGUCUCGUUUUUAUUUGUCUACAAUAAUGUUUUAUAUAUUUAGUCAUAGUUAUUGUCACAAGACCACCAUUUACGUUUGGUCUCGUCUUGUUUUUGUCACGCGAUAAAGGUUCAUUGAUGAAAGCAACACUACUCAUGACCGGUGCAGAAUGAGACCAGAGACGCUUUGAGUGAAGAUCGAGUCACACCUGAAGGUUCUUACCUUUCCGUUAUGUUGUCAGGGACUUAACCACGACCACCUCAGCCUCCUCGCUGCCAAUAUUCCAGCGUCUCCAAAAUCAUUUAAAUGUGUAAAAAUAAGUCCCAUAUUUAAAAAAAUAAAACACACCUUAUAAUCCAAUUAGCAUAUUUUCUUCAAAUAUUAACUCGUUGAACCCGAGGGCCUCCUGUCUGUACUCCUCCUCCUCCUCCUCCUCCUCCUCCUUAGGUUUAUUUUAGAGCUGAAGGAAAGUUAAUAACACCUCCACAGCAGCUCUCAAACUAAUUACUCCGGCUAUUUAUUCCCGAGUCUGAGGGCUGGAGAAUAUUCUAUAUAUUAUUUAUUUGCUGUAGUAAUGUAGGCCUAAUUAAAAAUCAAUCAUGGAAUUAUGAAACUCAUCAGUCAUCCCAGUAACUGCAGGAUUAUUUCCAUGAAAUAUUAGAACUCAUUAAAAGUAAUGAUUCAGAAUGGGAUUCAUUUCAGUCCUAUUCUCGGGCAAAAUCCAUUUGAAUUGCAGAAGCGGGAGAGAGCGGCAUCGGACUGAAGAGAACCUCUGACCCAUAACUCUCUUUAUCGCCGCACCUGCUGAUACCGGCGCCGAGUGAAGCGGAAUAAUUUGAAGGGUAUAAACAGGAGGGUUCAGGUCCUUCCUGAUAAUUCGUCUGCUCUUGUUGAAUUUUUGUGUAUUAUCCAUCUUUAGAGUCAGAAACCUCCUCACACUAACUCUUCUCCUCUCCCGUCUCUCAGCUGGAUCCUUCUCUGGAGGCCAAAGUGAACUUGGAGCGGCAGUCGGUCAUCCUGGAGGAGGAGUACGAGGUGAGAAGAGACCAGCAGGGCGGCCUGAGGAGAGGGAGGGAGAGGAGGGUGGAGAAGGAAGGGUAGAGAAGGAAGCUGACGAAACAUACGUGUGCUCUUCUGUGAUGGAAGUUUUCACGUCAUCAUGGGACAAAAAUGGGCAAAAACACAGGGUCGUGUUUUAAUUUAAGGAUUUAACAUUAAACUUAAAAACUCUGGAAAAUAAAAAAUCUGAUUUUUUUGACCCGAGGAUGUGAGUUUUAAAGAGAAAAGAAGAUAAUUUAGUGUUUGUCUUUUCAUAUUCCAACCACUAAAUGUUGCAUAAACAUCCACCAGAAAGAAGAUAAUUUAGUUUGAGCUGCUUUAUUAUCUUUUAAUUAACCUGGAGGCAGAUCUUCAUCCGUCACACAUCCUAAUAAAACGGGUCAAAGUUGGAAUAUGUGCGAACCUUUUCUCCUGAAAGUGGAGGAGAAGGUUCGAUGUCAGACAAAGUCAAACAGCUCCUCCGAUAAAAGGCUGGAAACUGGAGGAUGAGGGAGGGUAUGAAGGUAUUUGACCAUCCGUGAAGAGGAAUCCUGACAGCUCAAGUCUGGCCUCCACUCACCUGUGAGACACACCAGAUGUCUGAGUUUUCCUCAUCUGGUCAUUUCAAACGAAAUCAGACAGAAAUCCUGCAGGAACUUUUACUCUCUGAAUGUUUUUCUUUGUUUCCCCGCAGAAGCUGAAGGAGGUGAAUUUGGAGGACUGGAAGAACAUCCGCGGCCCUCGUCCCUGGGAGGAGUCGAGGGAGUAUCAGGAGCAGCAGAGAGCGAAACUGAACAAGAACGAGUGAAACUCAGAGAGGACUGAACGAACCGAGGACAAACACAGAGAGACGGACUGGACAAGAGGAGUCUCUCCUUUUAGACUCGGUGAAUACAUGAGAACUUUAUAGACGUCCGCUUGAGUUGGACCUGACAGGGAAAUCCAAAUAAAGUCAAACCUGGACUUUGAUUCUUGGGGGUCUUAAAGAAGUUUAUGGUUUUGGAGUGAAGGUGUCUUCACUAAACCAGGAUGUGAUGGAUGUAAAAGAAGGUAAAGAUCAUUAAAUUAUGUUUCUAUCAAAAAAAAAAACGGACUUGGAUCGUUUUAAAUGUCUGAAAAAUGACAAAAUUUUACUUCAGAGAAAGGAGGGAGAGAAGGAGGAAGGAAAGAAGGAGGUAGGAAGGAAAAGAGAAGGAACAAAGAGGGAGGAACGGAAUAAGGGAAGAAAGUGCAAGGAAGGAGAGAAUAAAAGCAGGAGAGGAGAAGGGAAAGAAGAAAGGAAGGAACAAAGGGAGGGAGGAAAAAGGUAAAGGAAAUAGGUUGGGGAGAAUGGAGAGGAGGGUGAAGGGAAAGGAGACAAGGGAGAGAGGAGGCAGGAAAGAAAAGGAGGAAGGAAGGAAAGCAGGGAGAAGGUAAGGGAGGUAGAAGGGAAGGGAGGCAGGAAGGAAAAGGGAGGGAAGAAGGGAAGAGUGGGAGGAAGGAGAGAGUAAAAGCAGGAAAGGAGAAGGGAAAGAAGAGAGGAAGGAAAGGAGGGAGGUAGUAAAGAAGACUAGGUGGGGAGGGAAAGGAGACAAGGAAGGGAGGCAAGGAGGAAGGAAAGUAGGGGGAAGGAAGGAAAGUAGGAAGGGAAAGUAGACGAGGGAGGAAGGAAAAGGAGGGAGAAUGCAAACGAGACAAGGGAGGCAAGAAGGAAAGGGCAAA